CUUUACUUAUGGCUUUCCUCCGAUAAUAUAAAUCAUAUAUAUAUCGCGAUUUCUGGUGAUGAAUUUUAAAAAUUGGCCACAAAGAUUCAACUUUUCUUUUACCCUCGUGGGGUUCGGUUUCGGCUAUAAUAAACAAAAUAUUUUACAUUAUAAUAUGCAAUCAAUAGAAAAUAAAGUAACAUUAUAAGAAACAAUAUAUGUUUUACCUUCUCUCAUCUUCUGCUCUAAUUCUUCUAGAGUAGGUUCUAUAAGUUCCCAACCAUCUGGUGGAGGCUUCUUGCUUCUUCGUACUUUAGGCAUUUUUAAAAUUUAAUAAUUAUAAACAAUAACUAAACGUUGAACAGUGAGAUGUUUCUACAGUGAACAGUACGAAAGGUAACAAACAAAUCAUACUUGCUACCUUAUAACAGUGCUGCCUUAAUAGUUGGCAAUACAAUUUUAUUUUCGUCAAGAUUUAUUCAACCUGAAUGAAUGAUUCCUUUCAAAUAAUAUUUAAUUAAUUAAAUAAUCGUUAAAACUUUUGAAAAAGUCUAAUUGGAUUGACUAAAACUCAAAAAAUUCAGAUAAACUAUAAUAACCUGGGACAAGUAGUACAGGUUAUCUAUUCUAGGAACUACAUACAAGACGUAUUUGGCCUUUGGCGAGAACGUUUAUUAAAUUCCAGUUUAAUCUGCACGUACAUAAUCAUGCCACGAGGAAAGUACACUAAUCAUAAAGGAAGGAGUAGAAAAUUUACAAGUGCUGAAGAACUCGAAGAACAAAGAAGGCAAGAUGAGAGGAUCAGGCAAAGGAGGCUUGAAAGAGGUGACAUAUCCAGCGAAUCAGAACCAGAAGAAAAAAAUGAAGGCAGUGGUUCCGAUUCUGAAGAAAGUGAUAGUGAUGAUGGACCACAUAAGGUAAAAGGAGUAGAAAAUCUUAUUGAGGUUGAGAACCCGAAUAGGAUUCAGAAGAAAACUAAGAAAGCUCCGACCGCUGCUGUUAAUCCUGAGGCGCCAGCAAAGCCCGAAUUAUCUCGUAGGGAGAGAGAGGAAAUAGAGAAGGCCAGAGCAUCUGCCCAGUAUCAAAAGCUGCAUGCAGAAGGGAGGACGGCGCAAGCUCAAGCUGACCUUGCUCGACUGGCCAUCGUGAAGCAGCAACGAGAAGAAGCUGCUAAGAGAAGGGAAGCAGAAAGAAUGGAAAAGGAAGCCGCAAAAGCGAGCAAGACGCAGCAGACACAGCGUGCACUCGGCAAGAAGACUACAUGAAGAGUUUUUAAUUUAUUUUCUCCUCUAUGGUCUCACCAUCAAUCAUAUAUAUAAAAUGUACAAUAAUUCUCUCCUUGCCUAUCGUUUUAUGUCUUAUAUAAAAAUAUAUUUUUUCUUUUUCAUUUUUUAUUUUUCUGAAGUUUUCAUUUCUUAAAAAUUUGUGAUAUUUGUUAUACUCUUUGUCUCUGCUUGGGAAUUUUUCAUAUAUCAUUAAUUACGAUGAAUCAAUGGGUUAAAAGAUUGUGGGCAAAGGAUGUAAAAACUGAAUUAAAAAUCACUCUGACGUGUAGAAUUAUUAUUUUUUUUUUAUUUGGUCUUUAUUCUAUGUUAUUAUUUUUGAAGUAAUAUAAGGACCAAAUAGGUUUGAGACAGCUUUGUAAAAUUUACAUUAUGUAGAUCUUUAUUAUAUUUUACAUUACGUUUUGUAUGUUUGUAUAAAAUAUGUUUGAAAAUAAAUUAAAAUUAAAUUUAAUUUAGUACAUAUUAAGUUCUUCAGGGGUAACUGCGCCACGAGCUUAUUACAUAGCAUUAAAAGAAUCAGAUCCAGUUUGUUAGUGGUCUGUUUUGAAUUUUUUUUUAAUUGUUUAAUUUUUUAUUUCACUAUUAAUUUUAAUAUUUAAGUUUAAGACUUGAAAAUAUAGUAUAAAAAAAUCAAUUUUCAUUUAUGAAACAUCUAUCUCAUAGCAUCUUUCCUGAAAUACUCAAUAAAAUAAGAACGUUGUUGAAAAUCCUUAAAAUGAUUUAUUAGGUAUUCGGGAUGAUAUUGACUUAUUCAAAGAAUUGUUCCUAAAGUAACUGAUUUAAACUGGUUUUGAAUUAUUGCGGUCUUGUGGACAACGAUAUUAUGAACUGCUCAAGAAUUAUUACAUUUGUAUUCACCUAAGCGUUAUAAUUAUUUAUGGGAAAAUGAAUCAACGCUCCUACCCCUACUCCAAUUAAAAAUAUGAAAUAUUCAUAAGAAAUGGUAGUAACAAAAAAAUAAUUUCUUAUCGUGUAUGAUUAGUAAAUUAAAUACUGUUAUACCAUUAAAUUUAUUAAAAUUUCCUUUCACUUCCUUAUAGUAUCAGCAGUAAUAUUUAAAAAGUUUUAUUUAUUUAAAAUUACUUCAUUUAAAUACAAAUCUGUCAUCUGCUGUUUUAAGGUAUUUAUUACAGUUUAUUAGUUUUAAUUUUUUUUUCUUAAAAACUAGUCUGUCAAUAUAUGAAUAAUUAAGGAAUAUUAUAAUUUAUUUGAUCUACUGAAAUUCAGUAAUUAAAUCAGGUGAGUUUCACAAAAUUAUCUUUUGAGCAGUUCAUAUCAAUAGUUAUUUAAAACAAAAAAAGAUUCUUUAUAAAUAAACCAUCUUAAGUUAUCUGUGGUUGAGUACACAAGUUAAAAUAUCAACUGAUUUGAAAACGUUAAAACUAAUUAAUUUUCAACUUUCUGGUUUCCUUUUACCUAAAUCAGAUUAAAUUAAAAAAAAAAAUGUAAUUAUGACACAUCCUCAUUUCAAUUAUUAAAAUAUAUUUGCAUUUAAAAAAUAAUGUUUAUAUUUUUAAUGGCUUGGUUUUGUUUUGCUCCAUACUGUUUUAAUAAAAUCUCAACAUCUUCGCACUACUUAAAUUGUAUAUUACUACUAGGAAAAUCACUUUAUAUUUAUUUCCGACUACAUAUUAAUUAAAAAUAAAUAUGUAAAUUCACUUUUAGGAUUAAGGUUAAACUAUAACAGCGUUGGAUCUAGUUAAUAUUAAAGAUUGAAGUCGAGGUAUUUCAAAAAGAAUGAACCGGUUUCAUUAAGCUAUAUUUCUUUAACGAACAGUUGUGCGUAACUUACAUAUGCCAUUUUUAUGAAUGUAUUCCUACUGGAAGAAGUGAGAAGAUUAAGAUUAAGUAGGGCCAUACAAAGAAAGUACCAUCCUGAUCAAUGUUUUGACGAAUCCACUGCUGAGGCACGAUUUCAUUGAAAAAUUCUCACACAAGUUCCCAUAGGGUGGUGCUUCAUCUUGCUGAAAAACGGAGGUUCUCAACAUUUGAGUUAGCGUUGUUCUGUGACUGUAUUAAGCAAGAAGAGAGGAUCGCCCACCUGAGUUGAUUGAUUGAAAUAAAGCUUCCAAAUCGAUUCAUUUCCUUCUCUUUUUUUAAAAACCCGUAUCUUUAAAUGCUUGGAGCCAUUGGAAAUAUCUUAAGAUUUCCACUGGCAAAACUGAACUGUUGCCUUCAAUUUGAGUGAGAUUGUAAGAACUUAUUCAUGUAAAGUAUAAUUAAUACUCCAGUCAUUUCUAAGAAUAACAGUUUGUAUUCAACAUUCAAAAACUUGAAAUAUUUAUGAACUGUAUUAAAUACUUAUUUAAACUGUCCAAAGUAAAAUCUGCUCGCAUUACCAUAUCUUGGUAUUAGAUGUUAUAUAAAUAUAUAUUAAUUAUAGCAUUUAACUGUUAACGUAGAUGUGAUAAAAUGGAUGUGAUGUUACAAUUGUAUAUAAAUUGUUAUCAAUUGUAUAAUAUUAUAAACAUUUUAUUUUAUAAUCUGAUCUUAUUCAAUCACCAUCAUGCAUGAGUAUUCUUAUUAAUCUUGUACUAUUGUUGUAAUUAUUUUUUGAAUUCACAAGUUAAUGCAAUUCUUGUUAUUAAAAUUAUCUGUUAUUCACUUUCCCGAAUUAACUGUUCUACUGAAGAUAAAAGGAAGUAUUUUAUUAUAUUCUGAAUCAAUAUUUCUUUUUAAAAAUAAUACAUUAAAUAUUUCGGUAUUGAUUUGUGAUUAUUUUACUCAAAAUGUGUUGAGAAAAAAUAGUCAAAUCAUACUGUCCAAUUUCAGAUUGAAAGCUUAUCAGUGAAAUAACAUUGGCAAUUUCUCAAUUUUAUACUGGCUAAUCAAAAGUAUUUUUAUAAAUUCGUAACAAAUAUUAAAUUGUUUUAUUUGAUCUCGAAACAGAUUUCUUUUCUUUAUUUUUCAUAAAACCACAGGAGAUUCAGAUUAAUAAAAACAAUUUGGAUGAAAUAGUAGCAUAGAUGUAUGUUAGCAAUAUUCUAAUACAUAUUAACUAAACUAUGUUAAGUUUGAAAGUUUAACAUUGAAUGUUGAUUUAUAGAAAUCUGUGUACUAUUCUGUUUCACUGGGUUGAUGUGAUAUAGGUAACAGUAUUGCCUUCAGGAAAAUCGAGAAGUUCAAGUUGGGAUGAAAUAUGUAUGUUUAAGUUUUCUAAGAUAUUUUAAUUUAUUUUUAAAAAUAUUAGAAUUAGAGUUUAUUGAUUAAUUUGAUUUGUAAGACUGUAUGUAUGAAAAUCAAAUGUAAAUAAAGAUUGCCUGGAAAAUUAUUCAGGCUUAACUCUAU
Molecule: messenger RNA, 4553 nt
Organism: Nezara viridula (southern green stink bug)
Lineage: Eukaryota; Metazoa; Arthropoda; Insecta; Hemiptera; Pentatomidae
Source: the annotation of a GenBank genome assembly